Drosophila busckii is the source of this 4135-nucleotide messenger RNA. RefSeq names its product WASH complex subunit 2 (gene FAM21). NCBI's taxonomy places the organism in Eukaryota, Metazoa, Arthropoda, Insecta, Diptera, Drosophilidae. The record is from RefSeq and is a predicted model, not a curated record. The transcript is spliced from 4 exons. The coding region runs from base 53 to 4120 and encodes 1355 amino acids.
UUAUUUACUUAUUGCAUUUAAUGCAAAAGCAAGGGAUUAUAUUAUAGUAAACAUGGAUAUAAGCGCAGAUGUGGCGUCAAUUGUUGCCCAAGCGCCGGACUGGAACUUUGCUGGUGACUGUGCGCUACUGGAGCUCAUGAAACGCAUUUCCCAAAAUCUCAGCGAGCGAGGCGAACAGACCAAUCAAAAAAUGCUGGAAUUUGAGAGAAAUGUGAGGCGCACAGAUAUCGCAUUGGAUAAUGUGACAAAUAGUCUCAGAGCUCUACAAUUUGGUCAGCAGUUUGUAGAGUACAGAGUGGAGGCUGUGGAAGAUGAUGAUUUUUUAAUGCCAGAGGAUCAAGUAGAGAAGCCUGCGCCUGUGGUGAAAAGCUCGCAGGAGCUGGCCAAAGAAUUCAUGCAAAAUAACUUGGAAAUGUUUCGCAAGAAUUUUGAAACGGUAACGCUGGAGGUGCCUGACUCGGAUGAAGAGGAUGGCGCUGUAGAUACCACAACUGUCUAUCGCGCUAAGAAUCCUUAUGAUGCUAUACCACUGCCCUAUAUAAUAGGUUCCAAGGAGUGGGAGGAGCAUAAAUAUGCUGGGCUGUAUGACAGCGAUGAGAACAGCGAAGACGAUCAGCAGGAACAAUUCUCCUCCAGCUCUUCUGAUGAAGCUGCAACAGCGGCGCCACAAUUGCUGCCACAGCCGCGUUUAGUAGAGCAACAGCAAUCGGAUUCCUCCUCGUCAGCCUCACUGCCUAAACAAAUGCCUAGGAAAACAGCUGCAGCUGCUUCAUCAAUUCCUGCUGCGCCAAUGCCCAAAACGCAGCCACGUCCUAUUAUAACAAGCACUAGAAAUCCACAUGAGCGAGAUUUGUUUGCAGCCAUGCGCGCCUCACCGCCUAGCGAUGAUCCACCUUCAAGCUCAUCCUCGCUGAACUCAUCGCCAGCCAUUUCACACAGAAACGUUGCUGCAGCCGCUGGCUUGUCCAGACCAGCCGCCUCGCUUAGCUCCAGCAGCAGCAGCGCCAGCAGACCCAAUCUAGCCGGCAGGCAAACACCACCAAAGCUAUUUGAUGAGCCGGAUUUGGUUACUACAUUGCCCGCUGCCACAGAAGCUGCUGCUGUGGUGAAACCUGCUGCAAACGCUAGUCAAAUCAAGCGCAAGUCUGUGAAUCUCUUCAACGAUGAUGAAUUUCACAAUUUCAUGUCCGAAAUAGUGGACAAGGUGCAGUCCAAGACGGGUCAAAGCUCCACGCCCACCGAGAUAGCUCAGCCGAAACAAGAACCACCUAAGCCUGCUCCUACUGCUGUAACAAAAGCGCCACAAAAGUCAACAGUUGUCACAAAAGCUGUGGAGACGCCUCCAAAGACAAUUAAUCUCUUCGACGACAGUCCACCUCUAACGCCUAAGCCUGCACAGCAGGCCGUAGCUAAAGCCACUACACUGCCUACAACACUCUUUGAUGAUAACUUCGAUGAUGAUGUGGAUGACUUUCUCAGUUCCUUUGCAGCCAAGCCUAAGGCGCCAGCACAGCAAACACCUAAAACUAGAUUAUUUGAUGAUGAUGAUGAUGACUUGGAUAUUGAUGACAUUUUUGCCAAAAAGACAACAAUGCCCAGCAAACCAGAGCAGAAGCUUGUAGCCAAGACAGCAACAUUGUUUGAUGAUGAGGAAGAGCGACAAAAUGUUGAAGAUAUAUUGGCUGCUAAAGUCGCAGCCACACCUAAGCCGAAGGCAGCAGCAGCUGUGGCAAUGAAGCCAAAUCUUUUUGAUGAUGAUAUGGGCGAUGAUGAUUUGUUUGGCACACCCAAGUCAAGCAAGAACAUAUAUGAGGCGCAGGAGAAAGUGCAGCCAGCUGUUAAAAAUAUACCAGAGCCUAAGGUCAGCCAAGUUGAGCAGAAGGAAAAGCCUGUUUUGGAUAAUAAGAUUGUACAGCCUGAGGUCAGUCAAGUUAAGCAGCAGCAAAAGGAGGAGGAGCCUAAGCUCAGCCAAGUUGAGCAGCAGCAGCAGAAAGAGAAGCCUGUUUUGGUUAAUAAGAUUGUUGAGCCUAAGCUCAGCCAAGUUGAAGAGCCUAAGCCUAAAGUAGUGGAAGCCAAAGCGCCAGCUAAUUUAUUUAAUGAUGACUUUAGUGAUGAGGAGGAGCUCACAGCAACACAUGAAAUUAAUAAACCAAAUAUUGAAACAACUCAAGCAGAAGCUAACACUGAGAUUAUAAGAGAUGAAGAGCCAGCGAACAAAAACGACAAGUCUGAUGAAGACGAAGUUGAUGUGGAAGUGGAAGCAGCGCCAGAACCGCUGCCUGCUGACAGCAUUAUGGAUGAUUUGUUUAGCAAAUUAGAGGAUGAUGUUGAGCCGACAGCAGCUGAGCAGCAAGGAGAUGCGCUGCUCAACUUGGUGGCUGAGCUGGAGAGCGGGCAAACUGCGGUGGAGUCACCCAAGCCAGCGGAUUUGGCAGCCGCACAGCAAAUUAUGCAAAAUUAUUCAAGUCUCUUCUCCGAUGAGCCGCCCGAUGACAGCGAGUUCUUUCAAUCGCUGGGCACCAGCAGCUUAAGCAGCCUGAGUGCCUCCAAAAUCUUUGACAGCGAACAGGAUUUCUUUGAGCCCGCGCUGCCCGAAGUGCCCAAUGCAGCCAAAACGCCAGCUGAACAGCUUAAUAACUCCUAUGGUGGCAUGCAGUUGAUAAACGAUCUGCCGCCCGACGAUGUGGAAGCGCCGCCUGCUGCCAAUUUAACGCCAUCGCCAUCGCCACCAAGUGAAGAAACUAGCGCAACAACAACACGCAUACAUACAAUAUUCUAUGAUGAUUUUAGUGAAACCACAACAGCAAAUAAAGCAGCGCAGUUUGCAGAGCCGCCAGCAGUGGAGCAAAAACCGGCAUCGCCCGUUAAAAAGCUGCAAAUGCCUAAUAUACAAAUUAAUGUUAAAGCGCUGCUGCCUGCUGGCGCCGCUAAGCCUAAAGCGCAGCCAAAGUCAGUAGAUAAAACAGCAGCAACUGCAGCUGCAGCUGCAACUGAAGCUACAGUUAAGCCUGCUGAUAAUAAAUCGGAGCAGGUGUUGAGCAGCAUUAAUAAAACUCGCGUGCGUGGUCCGCCCAAGCGGCGACCUUCAACGCGGCGUGCUAGACAGGAGAACUAUGCCAAGAGUUUGGAGGAGGCUGAGCAUCAGCAAAGCAAAGCAGUUGAGCUGCCCAAAGCUAAAAUGGAUGAGCUUGUCAAGACUGUGCAACAGUCUGUGACACCAAAGCAGUCGCUUGCCACUGCCAGCAAGUUGGCAGCUGCAUUUUUGGAGAGUGAUGAGGACGGCGAUGAGGUGAAGCCAGCUACAGUGGCAGCCAAGCAAACAGUAAAGCCAACUGCUACAUUUUUGGAUAGCGAUAACGAUGAUACGGAUGCGCUGUUUGGACCAACGAAAGUGCAGUCAGCGCCACAACUCAAGCAAGAGGCAGCAGCUAAGCCGCCAGAACAAGUUCUUAAAACCACAAAGCCUGCAAAAUUGUCUGCGCUCUUUUUGGACAGCGAUGAGGAGCAGGAUGAUGCUGAUUUAUUUUUUACAACUAAGCCUGCAGCAGCUGCGCCAACUUAUCAAAGGCCCCCACAGUCUACAGCUGCGCCCAAGUCCUACACCUCCUUUUUGGAUAACAAUCCUGUGGAUGAUGAUGAUGCAUUCUUUAAGGCAGCCACAGCAGUUGGCUCUAGCCAGCCCAAGGACCCAAGCAAGCUGCAACAGCAAGCAACAACUAAAGCUGCCGUAGCAGCCACUCAAGCGCCAAAGCCUGUAAGCAAACUGUUUGAUGAUAGCGACGAUGAUGACGACUUGUUUGCCAGCGCUGUGCCUGUUGCCAAGGCAAGCAAAGCAGCAAUUGUGAAGCCCUCGCUUUUUGGCAGCGACAGCGAAGAGGAAGCGCCUCCCAAGGCGCCACCCAAAACUUUAAGCAUCAAGUCCAAGCCGAGCAAAAGUCUUUUUAGCGAUGAUGAAGACGAUGAUGAUUUAUUUGGUGCUGGCGCUAAACGUAGCACGGCCAGCAGUCAACUACCCAAGCCCACGCCCGCCACACAAACUGCGCCCAAAAGUGAGGCCAACAAAUCGUCCACACUGAAAGGCAGCACCGACAAUCCGCUGGCUGAUCUUCUGGGUCCGUAAGCCGUUUAAACAGAA